Molecule: messenger RNA, 3110 nt
Organism: Aphidius gifuensis
Lineage: Eukaryota; Metazoa; Arthropoda; Insecta; Hymenoptera; Braconidae
Gene: Lrch
Product: leucine-rich repeat and calponin homology domain-containing protein
Exons: 12
Coding region: 235-2589 (784 amino acids)
Molecular function (GO): protein binding
Source: RefSeq, a predicted model, not a curated record
GGACCAGUCCCAGGCUGGCGUUUGUCUGGCUAGGAGGUACACACAACUUUGCGUUCUCAGUCAGUGUAAAAAAAAUAAUAAAUAAAUCAACAAUAAAUUUUCAAGGAUCGUUGUUUGAUGGAGAAAAACCAAUAAACACAAAUACAAACAGUGUUGUAGUUCAGUGUACUUUUAAUUAAUAUAAAACAAUAAACAAUUGUUUAUAAUUAUUAAAUAAAAUGAUUAAAAUAUAAUAUGGCAAUGGUAGCGUCAAACAUGAGUGGACAUAUACAAAAGCAACUCACGAGGAGUUUGGAAAGGAUUUUGGAAGAGGCACACCUGAGUGGUGAACUUAAAUUAAGUGGUCGUAAACUAAAAGACUUCCCAAAAGUCGGUAAAACUGGUAGUAAAUACAACCUGUCUGAUACUGUGAUAGCUGAUCUUUCGAAAAAUCGUUUUGGUGAAUUACCAGAAGAAGUUACGGAAUUUCAAUUUUUGGAAAAAUUACAUCUUUAUCAUAAUGCUAUCAGAGUCAUUCCAGAUUCUGUCAUGUUGCUGCAGUCAUUGAGCUAUCUUGAUUUGAGUCGAAAUCAAUUGACGUCAUUGCCGAGGGAAGUUUGUAGGCUGCCACUACAAAUUCUUUUAGUUGCUCAUAAUCGUUUAUCAUCAUUACCAGAUGAACUUAGCAGAAUGUCAGCACUUGCUGAACUAGAUGCUGGUUGUAAUGAAAUUGCAAGUUUACCAUCAAAAAUUGGUGAUUUACCAAGACUAAGGUGUCUUGAUUUGCGUAGUAAUUUACUUGUACAUCUACCAAGUGAAUUAACAUAUUUGAGAUUGGUUAAAUUGGACAUAAGUGGAAAUAGAAUUUCUGUACUUCCAAAUGAAUUGAGAAAAAUGAAAAGUCUUAUUGAUUUUAAAUUAUCAGAUAAUCCAUUAACAUCACCACCAGCUUCGUUGUGCACUCGCGGGCGAAUACACAUAUUUAAAUAUUUGGAAAGACAAGCAGUUAAACAUGAACGAGCAAGAAAUGGUAGAAUAAGAAAAAAUCCAUUAGAAGAAAGAGGACAUGCAACACUUGAUACAAGACCACACAGACGUCAUAAUGUUGACAGUGGUUACAGUACAAGUGAUGGUCUUGAUAAAAGAUGGUCACAAGAAAUUCAUACUGGGGCUCAUGAGAAUGAAGGAAGAGGUGUAUGGCGUCAAGAAUGUUCACCAUUGUCAAUAACAUUGCCAAAUGAAAUUGGAGCUAAUGGAUCAUUCAGUGGUACAUCAACACCAAGUACAAUAUCACCUGGUGAACAUACAUCACUUGAAGAUGAACUAGGAAAAGCAAUGAUAUUACAUGAUCAAUUACAAAAAAGAAGAUUGGAAAGAAGUGUAUCGGAAAAUGGGUCAGAUAACAGACGAACGAUGGCAACAUCACUUCAUAAUAAUUCCAUUACACCACCAGGACAAUUGGAAACAAGUAUAACAAGUCAAGCACCACCAGCAGUAUCAACACCAAUACAAUCAAUCAAUAAUAAUGUCACAAAUUCACAGCUAAAUGGUGAUGACAAAAGGCCAUUAAAUCAUACACAAACAUACAAAGAAUACAAGGAAGCUUUACGACAACAAAGAGCAACAGAAGUAUCAAGUGUUUAUCGACCUCGUGAUCCAAUAACACCACCAGGAAAUGAAUCAACAUUAAGUAAUGAUAGUGAUAUAUCAACAGUAAAAGAUGAAACAUCACCACAAAUAAUGAAACAAUUAUUUAAUGAUGAAAAUGGUAAUAAAAGACCAAUACAAAAAGUAACACCAUCAAGGAUAACAUAUCCAAAUUCACCAAUAAUAAAUGGUAGUACAAUUGAUCAUAAUAUUAAAAAUGGUAAAUUUUUAGAACAACAACCAUAUCAAAAACCAAAUUCACCAGUUAAUUUAAUAACAAGUGGUAUAUUAUCAUCAAAUUCAAGUCCAUCACAUACACCAAGAAUUGUUAAAACAGCUGUUGCAUUUGUUGAACAAAAUAUUAAUAAAAGUCCAAGUAUAAAUGGUGGUAGUCCAAAAUCAUCUAGAUCAGUUAGUUGGACAAAUAAUAUACCAGAUAAAUCAACAUUUACUAUGAGAAGAGAAUUUGAAAGAGCCAAAGAAGAAGCUGAUCUUAUUGAACAGCUUAGAAAUUACAUUGAAACAAGAUUAAAAAUGGCAUUACCUGAAGACUUGGCACCAGCUUUAACUGAUGGUGUUGUUUUGUGUCAUUUGGCAAAUCAUGUUAAGCCUCGAUCUGUUGGAAGUAUUCAUGUUCCAUCUCCAGCUGUUCCAAAAUUAACAAUGGCAAGAUGCAGAAGAAAUGUUGAUAAUUUUCUUGAAGCUUGUCGAAAAAUUGGUGUUGAUGAGGAGGUGUUAAUGGAUGCGGAUGCAAUAAUGGACGUCGGUUACAUGAAUGCUUACGGGCUGGAGAAUCUGGGACGUCUCGUAUUGUCCCUUCGUCUAUUACAUUACAAUGAAGAUGCUAAUGAACAACCUUAUGAAGAUUUAAAUAAUAAUCAUGAUCGUUAUUUAUCCGCGAUACUUAUUUUUAUAUUUUUAUCAACAUUAAUAUUACUAUAUAUUUUUCCUGUGUCUGAUUAAAAUUAUCAUAUUUUUAACUAUCAAAAACUUGAAAAAGAAAAUACCACAAAUUAUCAUCAGGAAGUAUAUUUGAUUAAUCAAAAAAAAAAUCUAAUUUAUAUACUGUCAUGAAAAGAAAAAAAUUAAAUUUAAAUUAUUUAAAAAUUUGAGAAAAAUAUUUAAAGAUAAUAUCAUUAGAUUAAACAAUUAUUUAGAUAUUUUUUUUUUUUUUUUUAUUAUUAAUUUGCCUUUAAAGAGCUUAAAAAAUAUAUCAAUUGUUUUUGUUUUUUUUUUUAAUUCUUAAAAGGUGCUUAAAAUUGACGAGGCUGUUGAAUUAUAGGUUGUUUAUUUGAAAAUAUAUAUUUGCAUAUUUUUGCAAUCUUUGUAGUUUUUUUUUUUUUUUCUAUUUUUUAAGGGUAGAUUUUUGUUGAGCAAAAGUAGAGAUGAAAAAUUGUAGCAGGGCUUUUUGAUAAUAAUUUUUGACAUAAUGAAAUUUAUAAGAAGAGAAAAAAAAAAAGAAAAAAUAUAUAUUUAAUAGUUUC